AUGAUUAAAACUCUAGCAAAUUCUAAAAUGCCUUAAAUAAUUUCAUAGCUCUUUCAAGAAUGGUAUUUAUAAUAGUUUGAAAAAAAAAACAUUUCAACGAGAUAAUAAAGCAUUAUAUGUCAAAUCUUCAACAUUAGGUAAACAGCUGAUGACAUUUUUGAAUUGUUGAUUUCAGACUCGAAAUGUAUUUUCCCUGCCAAAAUAUACAAGUUUGUAUUGCAAUAAUGCUGUGAUAAAAUUAAUAAGAAUGUGAAAAAUGAAUUAAAGAUGCUGAGAGGAGCUUUAGUAGUAUUGAAUUAGAUCGAUUUCUUGAGAGUAAAGAAGGAAUUCAGAUUUGAAAUUUUGAUAUUGGACAUGAAUUAUAUUGAUGGAUUGGGAGGAGCAAUUGUCAAUGAAAUAUAAUUGUAAACUAAGAGACCAGCCAUUAUUAAAUUAGAAGAGAGAUCCUUGCCCCUCUAUGAAGAAUUCUCUAAAAUUUUCGAAAAGAUAAUGGAGAUCGAAUCGAAUCAAUUACAUGAACUGUCAAUUAAAAAGAAAAAUGAAUAGAAACAAGCCUUAUCAGAAGACGAGUAGAUGAAGAUAACAAUAAUUUAAUAAGAAAUGCCAAAGAGCCAAUAUCUGGUGUAUGAUGCAUCCCUCUACCCAGAGUAACAUUUUUUGGAGAAACAAUUCAAAGCUUAAUUCAAGUUUGUGCCUUACAUAAGUCUCAAACUCAGUUCAAGGGGAACGAAGAAAAUAGAAUAACAAUGA
Paramecium tetraurelia is the source of this 750-nucleotide messenger RNA. RefSeq lists its product as uncharacterized. Lineage: Eukaryota; Ciliophora; Oligohymenophorea; Peniculida; Parameciidae. The record is from RefSeq and is a predicted model, not a curated record. The transcript has 2 exons.